GAACGUGUUUAUGUACAUGUGUACUAAAGUAAGACGGGAGUGAAACGCUGUACUUGUUGCCCGGCGCUCCAGACGGUGAAGAAAAGAAGCGGAAAGAUGAAGCUCUUGGCCAUCCUUGCUCUCUGCUCCUUGGCAGUCGUAUGUCUGUCUUCAGAUGCUACCUCUGCUGGCUCCCAGCCUGCCAGUGACAAUCCCGCUCAGGAGGGUGUGUUUGUGGAGAGGGACCAGGCUGCUGCUGUGGUGAGACAGAAGAGAGUUAUCGACGAAUUGCCUUUUGGCGAGCGGGCAAGACAGAAGAUGGGUUGUCCGUUUGAGAGGGACGGGCCUUGUACGCACACGACGUAGACAAGUGGAAUCAUCGCUGCCUACAAUGCCCACUAUGGACCGAUCCCCUACUAGACAUUAAGCCACCAUGACCUGUUGCCAUGAGAUGAAUGUCCUUUCAUUGUCAUUGUUCAACGGUUUCUUUGAAACUUUCCUUAUGAGAAUCAACUUUUCAUAACAGUUUUUGCGAUAUCUAAAGGUUUUUGAAUAAAAGAAAAAUAUGAAAGAUGAGGAGUGGGAAUGGAAGAAAUGCAAUAUGGACCCAGAAGAGCAGAGGGGGAGAAAGUGGACGAAAGGGGAGAAGAGAACAAACAUUGUCAGUUUGAUUUUCCAUCUUGUAUAAUUCACAGUGUUGACUCCUCUACAAUUUCUAUCAUUCUGUAGUGUAGUGUGAUAUCAAAUAAAGAUUAAUAAAAUGA
Messenger RNA from Lampris incognitus (smalleye Pacific opah), 743 nucleotides. RefSeq names its product osteocalcin-like. NCBI's taxonomy places the organism in Eukaryota, Metazoa, Chordata, Actinopteri, Lampriformes, Lampridae. The transcript is spliced from 4 exons. The record is from RefSeq and is a predicted model, not a curated record. Bases 97 to 345 code for a protein of 82 amino acids.